ACACGGACUUAGGUCCGUCUAUAAGAACGUCGCUUCACGGGUAAAAAGAUCUAGGGACACAUAGCGUCGUUGUCAAGGAGCCUACCAACAAGCACACAAGUUCCACACAACCAGCCAUGAAGACCCUGGUGAUGAUCGUGGUUGUCCAGGCCGUUUGUGCCACAGUCGUGUCGUCGUUCAGCUUCUCAUCGCCGGACUGCCCGGCGCAGGCAGUGCCCGGUGUGACGCUCAAGGUUCCCGACCCGAACGACUGCUCCAAGUACUCGCUGUGUAUGCAGCUGUUCAAUAUGAAGCUCGACUGUUCAGAGGGACAGCACUUCAGUGCCGCCGCUGGCAAAUGCCUACCCGCAGCCCUCGCCGGAUGUGACCCCGCUGCUGCCAUGCCCCAACCGCAAGCCGCUCCUCAGCCUGCCGCUCCAGCAGCACCAGCAGCACCUGCUCCAGCACCUGCCGCACCCGCACCUGCUGCAAUCGCUGUGUAAUACUAGCACCUGCCGGCCAGCGUGCUCUCAGCCUGUCUUGCGGAGUUCCACUCUCGGCCAAAAUAAGUGGGCUAUGCCGAGGGAACUGCUGAUGAGAGAACAACGAUCUUCAGCGGAUACCCUUGAUUGCACGACAUAAUAACAAACCACAAAGCUGAAUGUAAAUAAACGAAUGCAGAUGCUACGACACCA
This is a messenger RNA of Rhipicephalus microplus (southern cattle tick), 674 nucleotides long. RefSeq lists its product as uncharacterized. NCBI's taxonomy places the organism in Eukaryota, Metazoa, Arthropoda, Arachnida, Ixodida, Ixodidae. The record is from RefSeq and is a predicted model, not a curated record. Gene Ontology annotation, cellular component: extracellular region. Gene Ontology annotation, molecular function: chitin binding.